Symbiodinium pilosum is the source of this 966-nucleotide messenger RNA. Lineage: Eukaryota; Dinophyceae; Suessiales; Symbiodiniaceae. The record is from the annotation of a GenBank genome assembly.
GAGCCUCCACCUCCAUCCGAGCGCCGGGUGAAGGUGCAUGUCUCCGACAUCCAGGGCCCCUUGCGCACGAUCUCGGCGGACACUACCUGGCUGAUCCUCGACGUCAAGAAGCAGCUGGAGCGCAGCGAAAAGGUGGCGCGCCAAAGACAGCGGCUUCUCUGGAAGGACCGGGACGCUGAUGACCUGGAGCCCGUUUGCGACCUCAUAGCCGGAGCCGAACGCUUGGACUUGGUGCUUGUGGUCUGCAUGGACAAGCAUUUCAAACUCGACCUCUUCGUUGGUGCCUUCCGGAGCAACUGGCGGACCUUGCAGUUCGCCUCUUCCUCCUUGCGUGCGAACCCCAAGAUCGUCAAGAUGGCGCUACACCAAGACUGGCAUGCCUUAGCCUUCGCGUCUCCUGAGCUCCGCGCAGACUUUUCACUGGCAAGGCUGGCAGUUCGCACGGAUGGUCUGGCGCUACAAGUGUUACCCGCGCGAAUGCAAAACGACCGGCCGCUGGUGCUCACGGCCGUGCAGCAGAACUGGCGCGCACUGCAGUAUGCAUCCAUCCGCCUCAGGGGCGACCGGGAUGUUGUGCUGGAGGCCGUGAAGCAGGACACCGGCGCCUUGGAGUUCGCUUCACAGAGGCUCCGUGGAGACCGCACCGUGGUCCUCCUUGCCGUGCGCAUCAGCGGCGCGGCCCUCCGCUUCGCCUCGCCAAAGUUGCAGGCAGACCUGGAGGUGGUCAUCGAAGCCCUUCAGCAGGACAGCAAGGCCAUCACCUACACAGCGCCUGAGAUCCGCACAGAUCCCAAGCUCCACGCCGCUGUGCGCGGCAACUCAGAGGUGCUUCGAUUCCUGGGCUACGACAAUCGGGAGCGGAAGAACACGGAGCAAGAGUUGUUCGACAUGCACAUGGGUAUUUUCAAGUGCCCUUACGAUGACGAGACGAUUGCUGCUGCCCUUCGGGGUGAACGUUUUAGGUAA